Molecule: messenger RNA, 1923 nt
Organism: Rhincodon typus (whale shark)
Lineage: Eukaryota; Metazoa; Chordata; Chondrichthyes; Orectolobiformes; Rhincodontidae
Gene: kansl2
Product: KAT8 regulatory NSL complex subunit 2
Exons: 10
Coding region: 106-1647 (513 amino acids)
Cellular component (GO): NSL complex
Source: RefSeq, a predicted model, not a curated record
GAUGGCGGAUAGUCAGUACCUGAUCCGUCCCACCAUACUCACUUCCGGCCGAGAGGCAGAGCGUCGGCAUUCGCUGGACGGAGCGGAGUGGGGUGUGGAGUGACGAUGAACCGGAUCCGGAUCCAUGUGCUCCCGACUAACAGGGGCCGCCUGACCCCCCUUCCCCGGCUGCAGGAACCCCAGGCCUGUUCCUUCACCCACCGGCCGUGCUCGCAGCCCCGCCUAGAGGGCCAGGACUUCUGCCUCAAGCACAUCCUCGAGGACAAGAACGCCCCAUACAAGCCCUGCAGCUACGUGUCCUCCAAGACUGGCAGGAGGUGCACAGAUCCCGCUCCCAAACCAGACAAGAGAGACGCGGUAGCGUACUGCGCCGAGCACGCUCGCAAGGCCGCCCUAUCUGCCCAUCAGCCAUCUCGGAGGGGCAGCAGCACAGCACCCUCUCCUGAGGCUUUGCUGGCUCAGCUCAGCGGCUAUGUGAAAGGCGAGGCAGGCUCCCACGACCACAGCCGGAGUGAAGCCAGCAAGAUCCUUGAUGACGACAGCUGGAGCGAGGGAGAGCCAGAGUCUGUGCUGCUGGACCAGACGUGGAGGGGAGAGCCAGACAGCGAGGCUGACAGCAUCGACAGUGACCAGGAAGACCCACUGAAGCAUGCCGGUGUAUACACAGCGGAGGAGGUGGCCCUGGUUAUGAGGGAGAAAUUGAUCCGUCUGCAGUCCCUGUACAUUGACCAGUUCAGGCGGCUCCAGUACCUGCUAAAGGAGAAGAGAAGACAGUACCUGCAGGCCUGCCGACUGGAGCGAGAGAGCUUCGCUGGUGGUUUGCUGACUGAUCCUGAAGCUGCCUCUGCUCGGAGCCGUGCUGACCUACAGAAGCUGAGGGCCCUGAGACGUUACCGUAAACGGUAUGGCGCAGAGGCACUGCUGCACCACCAGCUCAAGGAGCGCCGCUUGCUGGCGACUGAAGGAACUACACAGCAGGUACACUUGGCCUCUGUCCGCACGGCCCAGAGAUGUACAGCGGUGACCGAAGGUGCCCGAUGCUCAGCUCCCUCGCUCCCAAUGAGCCGACACUGCUCGUCCCACAUCCUGCAGGACCCGAGCCAGGUGCUGUUUAAGACGUGCCCGGGUCUGAGUGAGGUGCCCUGUGCCAAGCCGGUGAUGGUGUGCCUGUCCGAGGAGCCACGCUGUCCACUCCACCUCCAGGUGCCCCCUCUGAUGUACCGCCCCGAGGCAGGCUCCUGGGCCUCCGAGCAGCUGGGAGGUGGCACCUCCGACAUGUACCUGAGUGCGGCAGAGCUACAACCCACCGAGAUCCUGCCCCUGGAAUUCAGCGAUGAUUGCCUGGACGUGGUUGGAGAUGACUUGCAGUGCCCUCCUUCUCCGCUGUUAGACUCUGCGCCGGGCACCGGGGAGCCGUCAGCUGGGAACCCAGAGUUGGUAGACGGACCGUCAGGGAGGGGCCAGCCUCAUCGGGAAAGCUGUGAGCUCACCUCUCGGCAGCGCCUCCCACCCAGCGGUUCCCGGCCCAGUGAGACUGGCCGUAUAAACACCAGGGCUACAGGAGCAGCUAGCCAGGGUUCUUCACAGACCGACUGUCAUCCGCAGAAGAGCCGAGACCAGAACGGCACCAGAGAGGCAGCGAGCUGAAUGGAGCUGGAAGACGAGUGUGUGUGUGUGAGUGAGUGUGACUCUGCGUUGGGGUCUGGUUGGGGGUGUGCCUGACCCCUCACCCACCACUGCUGGGGACCUCCCUUGGCCUGCAAUCGAGGAGGCAACUGGCUUUUGAUGCCCCUCACCCUUCCCUGAGACCGGAAGCAGGAAGCUGAACCCAAACUGAGCCCUCAAUGUUUACAGAGGCUUUUCCAAUGGCUCCCUCUGAUGUUCCCUCCCCCUGGGCCUGACAUUGCUCCCCUCCCCUUCAAA